Molecule: messenger RNA, 2529 nt
Organism: Linum trigynum
Lineage: Eukaryota; Viridiplantae; Streptophyta; Magnoliopsida; Malpighiales; Linaceae
Source: the annotation of a GenBank genome assembly
AUGUCCCCAGCCGCCGCAGUCGAACAGUCAAUGCCGGAAUUGGCGCCGCCACCUACCAAUUCCAUCCCGCACAGCUCUGGCCCUUCCCGCCCUCCUUUCGCCAACCUCAGAGGUGUUCAAUGGCGAAUGGAUCUCGGGAUUCUGCCUUCUCCUCCUCCGCCGUCUUCAUCUCCCUCUUCCUCUGUUCCCUCCUGGACAAUUGAUGUUCUCCGCCGAGUCACUGCCGAUUCUCGCAGAAGAUAUGCAAGUUUGCGAAGAAAGCUAUUGGUUGAUCCACAUAUGCCAAAGGAUGGAAGUAAUUCUCCUAAUGUUGUUAUUGACAAUCCACUAUCCCAGAACCCUGAUAGCACCUGGGGGCGUUUCUUUCGGAAUGCUGAACUGGAAAAAACAGUUGACCAGGAUCUUUCACGUUUAUAUCCAGAACAUGGGAGUUAUUUUCAGACACCUGGAUGUCAAGGAAUGUUGAGGCGCAUUCUAUUGAUGUGGUGCCUCAGGCAUCCCGAGUGUGGUUAUAGACAAGGAAUGCAUGAGCUUUUGGCUCCUCUGUUAUAUGUUCUUCAUGUCGACGUGAAACGUCUCUGUGAAGUGCGAACGCAGUAUGAAGACUACUUUACAGACAAGUUUGAUGGCAUAUCUCAUGGAGACAACCUCUCCUACAAUUUUGAUUUCAAAAAAAUAAUGGACAGCAUGGAAGAGGAGAAUGACAUCCGAGGGAAUACUGUUAAAGUUACAAGUCUUGAGGAGCUUGAUACCGAGAUUCAGACAAUUAUAUAUCUCAGUGAUGCUUAUGGCGCAGAGGGUGAACUGGGAAUUGUUUUGUCUGAGAAGUUUAUGGAACAUGAUGCCUACUGCAUGUUUGAUGCUUUGAUGAGUGGGGCUCAAGGUUCAGUCGCAAUAACUGAUUUCUUCUCCAUUUCCCCUGUGGGCGGAUCCUUCUCUGGCUUACCUCCUGUCAUUGAAGCUUCCACGGCACUCUACCAUUUGCUCUCUGUAGUUGAUUCAUCUUUGCACAGUCAUCUUGUGGAGCUCGGUGUUGAACCACAAUACUUUUCACUCCGUUGGUUGAGAGUUUUAUUUGGAAGAGAAUUUGCCCUUGAAGAUCUCUUGUUAAUAUGGGAUGAAAUAUUUGCAGCCGAUAAUAAAAAGCUGUGCAGUAGUGCUGGUGGAGAAGAAACCUUGUGCUUUAAUGUGUUCAGCUCUUCUCGGGGAGCAUUGAUUUCAGGUAUGGCAGUUGCAAUGAUACUUCAUUUGAGAUCUUCCUUGCUUGCUACAGAGAAUGCUACUACAUGUCUCCAAAGACUGCUGAAUUUUCCUGAGAGUGUAGACCUCGUAAAACUGAUAGAAAAAGCCAAGUCCUUACAGUCCCUUGCUUUGGAUUUCCAUCUUAUAUGCCCCUCCCCUUCGUUCGGUGUGGAUUACACUCAUACUAAACCCAAAGUGAUCAGAAGCCACACUCUUUCAUCUGACUCUCUAUCUUCAGUAACUCCUUUGAACAAGGUGCCAGACAGCUAUUGGGAGGAUAAAUGGAGAGUUCUGCACAAAGCAGAUGAAGUCAAGCAUAACAGUCUGGCAAAGCAAAACAAAACCCUAACCCAGAAAAAGGGCUGGUCAGAGAAGCUGAGGAUCACUCUAUCUAGAACUGAAUCGGAUCCAUCUCCAACAAAAGCCGAGAGUCACAAGAAGGGGCAACAUAAGUCUUCUGUCAGACGGAGUCUGCUUAAAGAUUUGUCCAAGGAACUGUGCAUGGAAGAAGAUGAUGUGAAUGUGGUCCACAUCACUGUUCCAAACCAGAAGGAAUGUCAACAUGCAGAAAUCGAGGCUGAAAAUAGUGUCAAUGUAAAUUUAAAUUGUUCAACCGAGGAGAGAUGCUUGGGAGACAAUAUUUGCAGCGAGGAAAACUCACCUGCUUUCUCAGACCCAUCUAGUCCUCACAGUGGUGCAAAUAAUCAAGAGAACGGCUCAGAGAAAAGUAGUGUUGGCUCAAAUUCAUCGAUUGAUGGAAAUGAUGUUCAUCCAGGGGAUGUUUCAGUAGUCCUUCCUGUGUCACUCCUUCCUGCUGAGAUCACUCUCGAUUCUGGGAGUAAAAAUGAGCGCACAGAAAAACCAUUGACUGGAACUAAGAAACUUCUUUCGAGUAAACUUCAGUGGUUUUGGAAGUUUGGACGGGGCUCCACUGGUGAAGAUGCAUCAGAGAAGGGACAGGAGAGGGCUGGUGCUGUGAAGCCUGCUGCUGAUGCAAAUGCAGAGGAUGAUGUGCUAGGUGCUUCUUCAGCCGAUGCAUCUUUUCACUCUUAUUCUAGUGCAAGAGGUGAUGUUGUAGACCAAAAUGUGAUGGGUACUCUGAGAAACCUUGGGCAGUCUAUGCUUGAACAUAUUCAGGUAAUUGAGUCUACUUUCCAGCAAGAUCGAGGUCAUUUUGGGUCAGCGGAGAGUUCUUCGAGAAAUGGUUUGGUUGGUAAAGGACAAGAAACGGCAGUGGCUGCUCUGAAGGAACUUAGGAAGAUUAGCAAUCUUCUGUCUGAGAUGUGA